AUGAGAUGUGUCUCACCACUCUCGACAACAGCCAGCACGUUCGCCACGACCACAGUGUCCACUCAAUCUACAUCGGCCAGUACUGUUGCUAGUACUUUCGCUUCGACCACUGGACAAGCCUCGGCAACUGGUGUUGUGACAACUACUGUCUCGACAACUGUGUCUACACAGUCAACCUCUGCAAGCACUAUCGCCUCGACUGUUGCUCAGGUAUCAGCAAGUGGACUGCCAACUGGUGCUGUGACCACUACUGUAUCGACUACAGAGUCCACCGCGUCUACUUCAGCAAGUACUGUUGCAUCAACUGUUGCUCAGGUAUCGGCUAGUGGACUACCAACUGGUGCUGUGACCACUACUGUGUCAACAACAGUAUCCACUCAAUCUACUACCGCAAGCACUGUUGCUAGUACUGUUGCAGGUGGUCAGUCCUCGACCACAUUCACAACUACAGCGACGACCACUGUUAGCACCACCGGACCAGGUUCGACGAUCACUCAAACAACAUCCGCAAGUACAACUGUGUCGACCGCAUCAACCAAGUACUGUCGCUUCGACCACUGCACAAGCGUCAGCUAG
This is a messenger RNA of Acytostelium subglobosum LB1, 576 nucleotides long. RefSeq lists its product as hypothetical. The record is from RefSeq and is a predicted model, not a curated record. The transcript has a single exon. Lineage: Eukaryota; Evosea; Eumycetozoa; Acytosteliales; Acytosteliaceae. Bases 1 to 576 code for a protein of 191 amino acids.